UUCUCAGGUACAUAGCAAGGCAAGUCCACUCCAACAUGGCCACGCCGACUACUGCAGCACUUCGUACCGGGGCGCAAAUGCCGCUGCUAGGGUUGGGGACAGGGCCUGGCUCCGUCGGAACUUGGCAGACUUCAACAGAACCCAUUUACGAAGCGGUUAAGGCUGCCAUUGAUGUGGGCUAUCGUCACAUUGACACUGCUGAAUCAUACGCGGACGAGAAGGCAGUCGGACGAGCGCUACGGGAAAAGAUUGGAUCCGCGGUACAGAGGAAGGACCUCUUCAUCACCAGUAAGUUGUGGAACACCAGACAUCACCCAGAUGAUGUGCUGCCAGCCUGUCAGAGGAGCCUAACCGACCUGGGACUAGACUAUCUGGACCUGUACCUCAUGCACUUUCCUGUGGCUUGGGUGAGAGGGGAAGUGUACUAUCCGAAAGACGAGAAUGGUCGAGCGAUUCUAUGUACACCAGAUGUUCAUUUCAUGGACACAUGGAAGGCGAUGGAGAGUCUGGUGGAUGCAGGCCUGGUGAAGGCCAUUGGUGUGUCCAACUUCAACAUCUCACAGAUGGAGGAGGUUCUGACCAAUGGGAGGAUCAAACCAGCUGUCAAUCAAGUGGAGUCCCAUCCCUACCUAGUGUGUAGCAGGCUGCUUAAAUGUGCUGCAGACAACGAAGUAGUCAUCACUGCGUUCUGCCCACUUGGACGGCCUGGGGAGGCAAACAAACAUGGUAUCACUCCGUUGCAAGAUCCAAAGGUGAUUUCAAUCGCAGAAAAGCACAAGAAAACUCCAGCUCAGGUGUGUCUCAGGUGGCAGGUACAGAGGGGUGUGGUCGUGGUACCAAGGAGCAUCACACCUGCACGAAUCCUGGAGAACUCACAGAUCUUUGAUUUUGAGCUGAGCACGGAAGAAAUGGAAACAAUCUCAAGACUCAACAAAGAUGCAAGGAUCACCAAGUUUGGAAUGUGUGAUGACCAUCCACAGUGGCCAUUCAGUGGAGAUUUCUGAUUUUGGCAAAUUAAAAC
Branchiostoma belcheri (Belcher's lancelet) is the source of this 1021-nucleotide messenger RNA. Its product is annotated as alcohol dehydrogenase [NADP(+)] A-like. Gene Ontology annotation, molecular function: aldose reductase (NADPH) activity. The transcript has 10 exons. Bases 36 to 1004 code for a protein of 322 amino acids. Lineage: Eukaryota; Metazoa; Chordata; Leptocardii; Amphioxiformes; Branchiostomatidae. The record is from RefSeq and is a predicted model, not a curated record. Gene Ontology annotation, cellular component: cytosol.